AUGGUUAGGUGUAGCUUCCAAGGAUGCAGGCAGCUUGUGAUCUGUAUUUGUGCAUGUGAAAAAGACGGCCUUUGCUUUUGUAGAGAGCAUAGAGAUAGCCAUGUUGAAUUACAACCUCAGAAGCAGCAUUUAAUAGAACAUUUGUUAUUUGAAGGAUUAGAUGAGCAGAAUAAUGACAAAUAUUACGAAAUAAUACAGCAGGAAAUUAGCCAAAAUGAACGAAAAUAUGAGGAAUCUGGAGGAUCUUUUAUUAUUCCAGAAAAGUAUCAACUGGAAUCGUUUUUGACAAUGCUGUCGGAGAUCGCUUUAAUUGAAAGUAUCCCAGAGAGACCAUAA
This is a messenger RNA of Blepharisma stoltei, 336 nucleotides long. The record is from the annotation of a GenBank genome assembly. Lineage: Eukaryota; Ciliophora; Heterotrichea; Heterotrichida; Blepharismidae.